AUGUAUACGUCAACUGAAAAACCACUUCCAUUUGCUACAGUAUCUCCUAAUAAAGAGCAUGGACCCGCCGCUAUUUGGGCGCACUUGAAGCCAGUUCUGGAAUACUUGAAAAUUGAACACCCAGAUAGAGUCUGUGGAUCAAGAAGUACUACUAGAGGCUCCAACAGAAGCGAAUAUUUCCGAGGGAACAUUCAUUAUUGUGGAGCUAUUAGGUGGUUUGAGGAAAAAACAAAACUUAAAUUUGCUGGUCUAGUUACUAGAAAAUGCAACCGAGAAGACGAUGGUGACUACAUUGUGACAUUUUUGGUGAAACAGGGAACUGAUGAUUGUUAUUUACUGAAUGAAAAAGAUGUUUCUGCAAUUGAUUUCGCUCAAGUCAAUGCUGUUCUUCCACAGCCUGAAAUAGUUAUGAGAGGUUCAGAACGCUUUGCAUAUAAAUUCCCCUGCUGCCUGGAAAACUAUUUCUAAUUAGUCGUUUUUCACAAGCAAAAAAUAAUACAACAUUUAACAUUAGUUAUUGACAUUUAGUUUACACUCUGAAACUUUGUAAUAAUUUAAUUUGGUCAAAAUUACAUAACGUUUUUAAAAUUAAUAAUUUGUGUUAUUUUUUCUGAACUUUUAAAACUUACAAGUUCUAGACAAGAACGCACAUGUCAUGAGUGUUACUAUCUGUCACGAGUGUUACUAAUUGUCAUGAGUGUUACUUUAGUCAAAAUAUAAAAAAAACUAAUAAUAUAAAUACUUUAUGAAAUAACCCGAUGUGUACAAUUAAAUCAUAAUGGUUCUUUAACUGAAA
Molecule: messenger RNA, 796 nt
Organism: Nilaparvata lugens (brown planthopper)
Lineage: Eukaryota; Metazoa; Arthropoda; Insecta; Hemiptera; Delphacidae
Exons: 3
Coding region: 1-468 (155 amino acids)
Source: RefSeq, a predicted model, not a curated record